AUCAGCUUGUUAUUAUAUAAACUACUAGAAUCUGUGUGAAUUUAUUAAAUAAUAAAGCUGAUGGCAGCAAUAAUUCGCAAUUUGGGAGCUAGAAUUGCUUGCGCUACUUUGGCGGCCAAGCAUGUAGUACCCGCUGCCACAACUACGCUGCGCUUCUCUAGCACCGCACCUGCUGGAGCCAAGCCUGCAGAGAAACCAACUGUACGCAAGCCAGACGCAGCUGCUCGCACGCAUCUUUCGGAUUUCGGUCGCUAUGUCGCCGAGUGCAUGCCAAAGUAUGUGCAGAAGGUACAACUGACGGCUGGUGAUGAGCUGGAGGUGUUGAUUGCGCCCGAGGGCGUUGUGCCUGUGCUGCAGUUCCUUAAGGAUCAUCAUCAGGCGCAGUUUACCAAUCUAAUUGAUAUUGCUGGCAUGGACGUGCCUUGCCGCAAGCACCGUUUCGAGGUUAUCUACAACUUGCUGUCGCUGCGUUACAAUGCACGCGUACGUGUAAAGACUUACACGGAUGAGCUAACGCCGCUGGAUUCGGUUUGCGAGGUGCACAAGGCAGCCAAUUGGUAUGAGCGUGAGAUCUGGGACAUGUAUGGCGUCUUCUUUGCCAAUCAUCCCGAUUUGCGUCGCAUUUUGACCGAUUACGGCUUCGAGGGACAUCCACAGCGUCGCGACUUCCCCUUGUCUGGUUAUGUUGAGCUGCGUUAUGAUGAUGAGAAGAAACGUGUGGUAUGCGAGCCCUUGGAGUUGGCACAGGAGUUCCGUAAAUUCGAUUUGUCUGCACCAUGGGAGCAGUUUCCCAAUUUCCGCAAUGCCAAUCCACCCACUGAGGUGGUGCAGCCAGCUGAAAAGAAGUAAAUGCUUAUAUAAAUAAAAUGUUACAAUGGUAAAUAAUUAAUAAAAACCGAUAAAUAGAAA
Messenger RNA from Drosophila busckii, 909 nucleotides. It is a transcript of the gene ND-30, whose product is annotated as NADH dehydrogenase [ubiquinone] iron-sulfur protein 3, mitochondrial. Lineage: Eukaryota; Metazoa; Arthropoda; Insecta; Diptera; Drosophilidae. The transcript is spliced from 3 exons. The record is from RefSeq and is a predicted model, not a curated record. The coding region runs from base 61 to 849 and encodes 262 amino acids. Gene Ontology annotation, molecular function: NADH dehydrogenase (ubiquinone) activity.